AGAGAGAGAGAGAGAGAGAGAGAGAGGCGGAGAGAGAGAAAGAUAGACACCGAGAGUAUACAAAGACGAUCACGAGCAACGAACAAGGAGGAAAAGAGGUGAAGGAAAAAAUCGCGAGGAAACAGCGGGGGAAGUAGAAAAGAAGGAGAGAAAAGAGAGAGGAAAGGCAUAGAAUAAAUAUCGGACGAGGAAGUCGUGCGUGAAUUGCGAUCAAUCGAGAUUGUAUGGUUCAAUCGGCGAAAUCGAAACGACACCGGCGUGACACCGCCACUAGCGGUCUAUGCAGAACGAGACUGAUCGAAUACAAGCGAAACUCUUGAAAGGACCAUCAGGCUAUUACACGGAAAAAAAACAACUUUCUUCAGAUUCAAGCAUUAAAUAACUGGAGGAAUAUGUGAUCGAAGAGUUGCACGAUAAAACUGAACGAAGCGUUUCUUGAGAACGAGAAAUACGAUGUGAUAAGCGAACUGAAAUAGUUGCUUUGGAGAACAUUGUAUUCUUAUUGUUAACUUAGUGACUCCGGGAAACAGGACUGGCGUUUUUGCAUAUUUGGAUUUUCAUUUUAUUUCAGUGAGAUGAACCAACAGUGCAGGGUAUGCGACGAGCCCGCAGCGGGUUUUCAUUUCGGGGCCUUCACGUGCGAGGGUUGCAAGUCAUUCUUCGGUCGCACGUAUAAUAACCCCACUAGCGUCUCGGUAUGUAAGAACGGCGGCAACUGCGUAAUUAACAAGAGGAAUCGGACGGCUUGCAAAGCCUGCCGAUUAAGGAAAUGCCUAAACGUCGGCAUGUCCAAAUCGAGCUCGCGUUACGGGCGGCGUUCCAAUUGGUUCAAAAUCACUUACUUUUCCGAGCAGAUGAGGCUAAAUAAUCGAACCACGAACGAGAUUCCAUGUCGGCCUUCCGGCAUCGCCACACCCUUCCGUUUAAAUUAUCCACCGCAAAGUGAUGGCAGUAAUGAGACGGACGGCCCGUCGACCAGUCAAGAAAAUCUGGCGGCAUCUCAAUAUUCAUACAACGCACCAACGUUGCACAGACCAGACGGAUCGCCUCGUCCCGACGACAUGGCUUUGUACCAUCAAUAUUACCUGCACCGUUUGUACUUGGGAGAACACCAGCCACAACUACCGUCCGUCAUAUCUCCAUCCACGUCGAGGGAAGUCUCAUCGUCGCCACGUGAUAAUCCUUCGCCGCGACAACGAAGUCCGUCCGCAGAAAGUUCCACGAUGUUCACUCAGGGGACAUCGUUUUACCCGUCGGAUCCUUACCGAUCGCCCAUCGCGGCGGAAUCAUCACUCUCGAGAAAUUACGUAAGACACGUCGACGGAUCCGACAGCGACGAGGACGAUCGUCUUCGUGACGUACAGUCCAGGAGCAGCUCGAGUCGAUCGCCGGUCACGCCCUCGAGAACAAACGAGCAAGAGUCGUCCAAACCUAAAGUAUCGAUCAACGGUAUGCUCAUGUUCGCGGGCCAACAUUCUCUAUUAUUCCCGGGAGGGAUGUUCUCGACGGGGGCGCACUCGUUACCACCUACAUGGAGGUAUAAUAAUCUAUUUUUGGUUAACCCUAGUACCAGUAAUUCCGGCGACGACGAACCAAUUGACCUCAGUAUGCGAGCGAGCGGCAAUUCGUCGCAAUCCAGAGAAUCACCGGAAAAAGAAGAGAAGGAGAAAGAGCAGAACGAGAAGAACGAUGGAUCGUCUACGGAAGAGACCACGACGUAUCCGCUCGAUCUAACGCGUUCCGCUGGUACGUCCUUAACGGCGAAUUGUUUUUGAAGUUCAUGAAUUGAAUUCCAAAUUAGAUUGAUUUUCUUCGCCGAUUCGAAGUCGUCUUGGUCCGAAGAGACACGUCUAAAGGUCCGUGCGAUUUUUAGAAAGGUAAUUUCGAGAGAGGUUCGAGAGGACAGAUAAUAUUCAUAAUACCUUGUUCCACUGAUGAAACAAAUAGAAAUGAAUAACGUAGCGAAUAUCUGAUGUAUAUAGAACAAUUUUCGCACUGGAAAGACAGCGAUGUGAUGUUGAUUGCAGGGAGAUGCGAGUCGUUUUGACCGCCGAUUAAGGUAGUACCAUCAUGAAAAUGUGUUCAUUUUGUACAUAUAUAGAAUAUUCGAAACGAUUAUAUUGGUGCAGUUAAUUUAAUUUAUUUCAGACUAAUUGAGAUAUACAUGACUCACACAGACAUUUUGAAUCAUUUUAAACAAACCACAUAAAUAAUUAAUUAAUUUUUUCAAAAAUAUUAUAAUAGCUUAUUUACAUGUUCUUAAUAUCAUUUCAGCAACAAAUACAUAAGUUUUAACAAAUACAUUUAGUUUCAAUAUUGAUAGUCACAAGAGUAACUACACGAAUACGCUAUUUUUUUGUUGAUAAAAUAAAAAGAAAGAUUAUAUUUUAUAUAUGAAUCAGAAUGAGCUAAAGUGAGUACAUAUAUUGGCCAGUAAUUAAAAGCUUUAGUAUAUUUAUAUAAAUAUAUCAUACACACGAACCAAUCAUAGAAAUGUACAUACACACACAUAUACAUAGAUAUAAUAUGCAUAUUUAUGGGAUGUUU
Molecule: messenger RNA, 2547 nt
Organism: Pogonomyrmex barbatus (red harvester ant)
Lineage: Eukaryota; Metazoa; Arthropoda; Insecta; Hymenoptera; Formicidae
Biological process (GO): regulation of DNA-templated transcription
Molecular function (GO): sequence-specific DNA binding; DNA-binding transcription factor activity; zinc ion binding
Source: RefSeq, a predicted model, not a curated record